Messenger RNA from Oncorhynchus gorbuscha (pink salmon), 8309 nucleotides. Its product is annotated as tyrosine-protein phosphatase non-receptor type 14-like. Gene Ontology annotation, biological process: lymphangiogenesis; protein dephosphorylation. Lineage: Eukaryota; Metazoa; Chordata; Actinopteri; Salmoniformes; Salmonidae. The coding region runs from base 661 to 4422 and encodes 1253 amino acids. The record is from RefSeq and is a predicted model, not a curated record. Gene Ontology annotation, cellular component: cytoskeleton. The transcript has 19 exons. Gene Ontology annotation, molecular function: protein tyrosine phosphatase activity.
ACGUAUCUAAACCUAUGCGCUGCUCUCGGCUGCUCCGGAGUUGUGGAGUCGACGUUAUAUCACAAAACCCAGGGUCUAAGGGAAAGUCGAACACCUACUUUUUUAUAUUUUUGGCACAACUUGGAUAACUUUGCCGAAUGUUGUUUUGCUUUUGGGGCUCAUGAACUUCACACAGUUGAAGACUAGGAUAUAGCCUACGACUCGCAUCUUGAGGGGUAAAGUUCCUUUGGAGUUUUUUCUUUAUUCUCCUUUUCGACAGAUUUUGUGUAUUCGGGAAUAAAAUACUUAAUUUAAAAAAUUUCAGACAGAAUUUUGACAAAUGGAAAUGGAGAAUAAAACUGUUUUGAGGAUUAACUCAAUUUUGCGGAUUUGAGGAGGCCGUUCCACUCCGUCAAGCUCGCAGAAUUUCCUCAGCGCAGACACAAUUUCGGCAUGUAGCAAAGGAAAUACGCUCCCAGUGAUCUUCCUCCAGUCCACCUCUCCUCUUUCUCCUCUUCCGGACGUCUCAGGGAAUGGGCCAGCGCCUUCCCAGAGAGCACUGCUUCACCCUGGGGUGUGGCUGCUACGCGAGGGUGGGAAGAGCAGCAUCAACGUCCUAAAGCCCCACCCCCUCAUUCUCUCGUGACCUUUCACCUCUCACCGUACUGUGACCUCUGAGCCAUGCCGUUCAGGCUGAUGCUGCGUCGGACACGGCGCUACAACGUGCUAAGCAAGAACUAUUUUGUGACGCGGAUUCGUCUGCUGGACAACAAUGUGAUCGAGUGUACUCUGUCUGUGGAGAGUACGGGGCAGGAAUGUCUGGAGGCCGUGGCCCAGAGACUGGAACUACGAGAGACCCAUUAUUUUGGCCUGUGGUUCCAGGGGAAGGCCCAGCCCCAGUCCCAGCGCUGGGUUGAGCUGGAGAAGCCUCUGAAGAAACAGCUGGAUAAGUUUGGCAACGAGCCACUGCUCUUCUUCGGGGUCAUGUUCUACGUCCCCAAUGUUUCACGCCUUGAGCAGGAGGUCACCAGGUAUCAGUACUACCUGCAGGUGAAGAAGGAGGUGCUGGAUGGACGUCUCCACUGUACCGUAGAGCAGGGCAUCAGACUAGCAGGCCUAGCAGUGCAAGCUGACUUUGGGGAUUUCACACAGUUCCUGUCUCAGGACUUCCUCAGGGAGUAUGUGCUCUUCCCAGUGAACUGGCCUCAUGUAGAUGAGGUGCUGGAGGAGUGGACUCAGAAGGUGGCGGAGGAACAUAAGAGUCACUGUCGAAUGCAGCUUGCAGAAGCAGAGUUGCUCUAUAUCAAGGAGGUAGAGAAGCUGGAUGGCUUUGGACAGGAGAGCUUUGCUGCUAAGGACACCUACACCAAUGACAUCUUCAUUGGUGUGUCCUUCAUCGGAGUCUUCGUCAAACACAGGAAUGGCAGGUCCAUCAUGCACCACAGAUGGAAAGACAUUGGUAACAUAGCGCACAACAAGUCGGCCAUCACAGUAGAGAUAACCAGUAAAGAUGACACCAUCAUGUUUCACACGGAUGACAUAGAGCUGUCCAAGUACAUCGCUCGGCUCUUCACGGCCAGACACAAGUUCUACAAACAGAACAAGAUCUGUGCAGAACCCGCCCACUCCCCUGCACCUAUCAGGAGGCGCCCCACCUGGACCCACCGCCUCUCUCUGCCACGGCCACAGUCCUGUAUCCUCCAGCCAAUGCACUCCCAGUAUGCAGAGCAUUACCAGGACACACAGAGCUCUCAAGACAGCAUAUUCCAUGAAGACCCCUACUACAAGUCUGAGACUAGUCUGGACCGGUGUCCGGCCGAAUUCGGCUUCCGCAAUGGCAGUGUUCCCAAUGGCAGCAUGUACAGUAGUCCUAGCCUCAGCUCCCUCAACCACUCCCAAACCUUCGUACAACCUUCACCCAUCUCCUCUAACCUCAGUAUCCCUGGCAGCGAGCUGAUGCGCCCCGACUACAUCCCGAGUCAUCGCCAUAGCGCCAUCAUCGCCCCUUCCUAUAGGCCCACGCCAGAGUAUGAAGCUGUGAUGCGCCAGAAGUGCCACAUGCUCCCCGCCCACCAUGACCUUCACAGCCAAUCACUGAGGAGUCUCAAUAUUAGUAAUGCCUAUGCAUAUCGUCAGCCAGAGGCGUUGGUUUAUAGCCAGCCAGAGAUGAGAGAGAGGGGCCCCUAUCCAGGACCUAACCCUUAUGGCCCUCAGGUCAGCUACAGUAAGCCUGUGAACCCUGCUCCUCACCUGGGCCCCGGAGCCAGUCAGGGCCACUGCCAGUCUGCAUGUGGAGGGGGAGGGGGUGGGAGCUCCAUCUCUCACACGGUCAGCACGCCUGAACUAGCCAACACCAAACAGGGGGCUACUACAGGGAGCUACGGCGCUACGGCUAACAUGCUGAGGAACCACAUGUCGCGGCCGCCCCCUCCCUACCCGUCCUUCCGACCCGCCACAAGUACCCCGGACCUGGCCAGCCACCGGCACCGCUGCAUGGGCGGCAGCAGCCCCGAGCUGGUCACCCGCAUGGUGCAGCUGUCGGUGAAGACUUUCCAGCCGGACAGCUCUGCCGUGGUGCACCAGUCUCUGCAGGAGGUUAGCGAACCGCUAACUGCGGCUAAGCACCGAUCAGCUCUGGGGAAGAGACACAGCAUGGAAGUGACCAGCAGCAUGAGGGGGGGGGGAGGGGGAGGAAUGGAGGGCAUGGUGGUUCUGAAGGGGAUGGCUGCCCCACUAAACAGGAGGAAUACUCUCAGAGAGCACGUGAUGCCACCCCAGACCCAACCUCAAUCACAACCCCCCCAAUCCCAAUCUCACCAGCCCAAAGAGCUGCCUGUGCAGAGAGCGCCAGAGACCCCCAUACCGUCCUCCACGCAGGGAGUGGGCGUGGCCUACCAGCACCAGAAGACCCUCUCCAAUGCCACCAUGCUGAUCCACAGCAGUGAGAGCGAGGAAGAGGAGGAGGAGGAGGAAGAGGAGAGGCCUGAGCUGGAUGUGCAGAUCCCAGGUCUGAAUGAGGACAUUAAUGCCCAGCUCCAGGCCGCCCUUGCCAAGCUCCCCAACAAGCCCCCUCCGGAGUACCCCGGACACCCUAGGCCAGCCACCAACGCCCCCCUCCGCUCCCGCGAUCACAGCCACCCUCACCACCACAACCAGGGACACCAGACCCAGGGAACCAAGGACCCAAGCCAAGCCCAGCCCCGGGUGCUGAAAGCUGGGCAGAGUCAGGGCGGUGUAGGGGGUGGUGGUGGUACCCUGACCCGUGGGGAUCAGGCUGGAAUGAAUGGGGCAGUGCUGGGGCCGUCAAUCUCUGAGCCAGACCUGACCAGUGUGAAGGAGAGGGUCCGGAAGGAGCCAGUCAAAGAGAGGCCAGUGUCUGAGAUGUUCUCUCUAGAGGAUAGCAUAGUAGAGAGAGAGAUUGCACAGAGGACGCUGGAGAGACAGAAGAUGUCGGUGGACUCAAUAAAGAGACCUCUGAUGAUGGCGGCCCUCAACGGGCUCUAUGUCGCCAGGGUGCCUGUACCAGAGAACCCCCGGGAGGAUGGGGCCAAGGCUGCUGAUGAACGGUGUAAGAACCUAGAGUUGAAGUUGGAGGAGGAGAGGGUCUUCACGGAGUACGAGCAGAUCCCAAAGAAGAGGGCCGACUGCGUGGUCACCACGGCAACGCUGCCCGACAACGGCGAGCGGAACCGAUUCCGUGACGUGGUUCCGUACGAGGAGAACCGGGUGGAGCUGGUUCCCAACAAGGAGAACAACACAGGCUACAUCAAUGCUUCACACAUCAAGGUGAUGAUCAGUGGGGAGGAAUGGCACUAUAUCGCCACCCAUGGACCGCUGGCCAACACCUCUGCAGACUUCUGGCAGAUGGUCUGGGAGCAGGGAGUCAACGUCAUCGCCAUGGUUACUGCCGAGGAGGAGGGUGGUAGGUCAAAGAGCCACCGGUACUGGCCCAAGCUGGGCUCCAAGCACAACUCAGCCACCCACGGCAAAUUCAAGGUGACCACCAAGUUCCGUACCGACUCAGGUUGCUACGCCACCACAGGGUUAAAGGUCAAACACCUGCUGUCGGGCCAGGAGCGCACCGUGUGGCACCUGCAGUACACUGACUGGCCGGACCACGGCUGCCCCGAGUACGUCCAGGGAUUCCUCUCUUACCUGGAGGAGAUCCAGUCAGUGAGAAGACACACUAACAGCAUGCUGGACACCUCCAAGAGCCUCAACCCCCCUGUGGUGGUCCACUGUAGUGCUGGGGUGGGCCGCACCGGGGUCGUCAUCCUCACCGAACUAAUGAUCAGCUGCCUGGAGCACAACGAGAGGGUAGAGGUCCCUAUGAUGUUGAGUCACCUGAGGCAGCAGAGAAUGCUCAUGGUCCAGACCAUCUCCCAGUACAAGUUUGUUUACCAGGUCCUUAUCCAGUUCCUUAAAAACUCCCGUCUCAUCUAAACCCUCACCUCUGACCUUUGACCUGGUCCCACAUGAGCUGACACAAGGGCAAUGGAAUACUGGUGGAGCAAAUAACCCCCCGCAGUCCUAAAGGGCUGGGUAAGUGUGAGUAGCAUGGUGAUGGCCUCACUCAGCCCUCUGGUAUGGUAGGAGUUUCUAUAUAUAUAUAUAUAUAUAUAUAUAUGCCAUUUAGCAGACGCUUUUAUCCAAAGCGACUUACAGUCAUGUGUGCAUACAUUCUACGUAUGGGUGGUCCCGGGGAUCGAACCCACUACCCUGGCGUUUCUGACAUAUUGCUUACAUCUAUCUAGUCCUAUCAAAUGUUUUCAGAUUUGAACACAGCCAGGGACAACUAAUAUAUCCUAACAGUAAUUAUACAGUGUGUAUAUUUCAGACCUCCAAAUUUAAUCUGAAAAGUGACCUACUAUUCAGUCUGUCUCUCUUCUUUAUCUUGGAGAGAGAGGCGUUUCCGUUGUAUUAGUGAUAGCCUCUCUGUCCUAUGUCUUGUCAAUGGAGAAACCUGAGAGAGAUACAGACCAGACUAGCAUUCUAGAUGUUAGCGUUUAAAGUCACAUGCUAAAUGAUGAGUGUUGGUCGUUUCUUACCUGAGUUUAAACCAGGUAAACCCAGGAGACAAUUAUCUCAGCAUUUUACAUUUAUUCCUUUAAAACCAAUGCUAAUUGAAUAACUUUUUGGAAUAUGGUUCCCCAUUUGAAAAUAAUGGCAUUUCAAAUGUAAGGCUAAUGCACCCUUGUUAAUCAAAUUGAACCGAAAUCUGGGAAAAGGUUAAUGACAUGGCAUUGUUUUUCAUUGAAUAUAAUGCAGAGCUCCGUAUUGUUAAAAUGAGAAACUGUCAUUUUGUCCACUAAAUUAGAUGAUAAAGCCAACGUUACAUAAAUGUUUUUUCAGGUGACACUUAGAAAACAAAUGAAAAACAGGACAUGGCACUGUUGGUUGUUAUUUCAAGUGUUGUAGAAUCAUAUGUUUUUCUAAACUGUCAGAACCCUUUCUAAAUCUAUGGUGAGGCAGACAAUUGUAAGAUACAGUGAAGACUUGUCUCAACAUUUCAAUAUUUAAUAUUGUUGUAUUUUUUUCUUUUACUUUUAUUUAUUUAUCCUAACAACAUCCUCAUAUUUUUCCUGAAUGUGGCUCAUUGGAGUGCAUGUUGACAGUCGGAUGAUCUUUGCAAAUAGUUCUGUGGACAUUUGAGUAGGACGUGUCUAAAAUUGUCAUUGCCCUUCAAGUAUUCCACUCUCCACUCACCUACUUCCAGAUAUCUCAAAUUCCUCAUAGUCUUGACUGGUAGUACAUCUAUUGUUCUUUUUCAUCCUCAGACAACUUUUCAUGUACAUUACAGUAUGUCCAUUUACAGAGAGGCAUGUCAAAUACAUAUUUGUUUAUCCCAGACAUUUCCAUUGUGAUUAUCUCCUGUGUUCUCUCCCAAGUAGUUUGACAUAUUGUAGGCAUUGCUUUGCCUUUCUUUUCAUGAGUCUAAUGUACAAACACCCAAAGGUAUUUUAGUUCUAGAUCCUACAUGUGUGUAGCCCCAGAUGCCAGUAUGUCUCUGCUCUAGUUGGCUAAAGCAGACUGACACUCUGCUGAAUGUUAUGUAGGCCCCAGUGUGUGUCACACUGUGCCACUCUACAGAGGGGUCCAUGAAAGUUCAUGUGGAAUAGAGAAGUUUGUGUUCUGAUAUGGUGGCAGUGAGCCAAAUCCAGAAGGACAGAUAGAGCUGAUCCCUAAGACGGAGGACAGACACUAAUUAAAGCGUAGGGAUGGGCUACCCGGAUGUUUGUUUCCAUAGGGAGGGACUGGUAGAGACCAAUCAGACUCAGAGCUAUAGAUCUACAGUUUGGCAAACGUCCAUCUUGGCACCAAAGUUUCCAUUUAGAUUUGGUCUAUUUGAUAUAAUGGUAUUGCCUCUUGGUGCCAAUAUAGUGUCCAAUGUGUUUUUUAAUCUGAAAUUAAGUUUGCCAAACGGUAUAUCAAUGGCUCUGAAUUGAUGUUAUAAAUCUAUUUUGAUAUUAUAGACCAUUAUAGACCAUGAUCUGUUUUAGACCGUAUAUUUAUCGACCAACAUGGGUUGUGUCUAGGGUUACAAAAUUCCUAGGACUUUCAAUAAAUUCCCUGGUUUUCCAGAAAUCAUGGUUGGAGGACUCCGGAUUUCCUGCUUAUUCCCUCCUUAUUCUGGUUAUUUCUGGAAAACCAGGGAAUUUAUUGAAAGUCCCAGGAAUUUUGCAACCCUAGUUGUGUCCCAAACAGGUUUCAGUGACCAACCAGUCAAAGCCUCAAUGGCUGCCAUUUGUUUUUGUAUAACUGUAAAAUCUAUCCCUGUAAGGAUCUUAGGGCUCAAUUCAUUCUGUAUCGCUGAAGCUCUACAGAUGGUGUGAUUGAAAUUCAAUUUCCGAUUGAGCCGAAAUCUGCAGCGUUUACCGUGAAUGCAGUCUCCUCUAAAGCAGGAAAAUUGCCUUUAAAUUUCAAUCACGCAGUGAUGCUGAACAUCCGCACUACAAAUUGAAUCCAGCCGUUAGUGUUCCUAUGUGCCUAAACCCAGCUAUGGCUGCAUCCUCCAUAAUCUGUGUUAUGAUGUUUUUCUAUAUCUGUGAGAGUUGUGAUGCAAAGCCAGCCAUGUCUAAAUGAAUGUGUGCGAGAAAGAUUUCUACAAAUGUUUUUAUUUUUUUUGACUUGGUACCCUUAAAAUACCGUAAGAUAAUGAACUAUGCAUGUUUUUUUUAAAUAUUCCAAUGUAUAUACCUAUACUCAAGAUACGUAUAUAUGCUUUAUGUUCUCUUGACAUAUGAGUGUUCUAUUGCAUUCUCUUCUGUUUGUAUUUUCCCACAUUGAAUUCUCUUCUGUUUGUAUUUUCCCACAUUGAAUUCUCUUCUGUUUGUAUUUUCCCACAUUGAAUUCUCUUCUGUUUGUAUUUUCCCACAUUGAAUUCUCUUCUGUUUGUAUUUUCCCACAUUGAAUUCAUGUUAAUGUCUUAUUUUCCCACAUUGAAUUCAUGUUAAUGUCUUAUUUUCCCACAUUGAAUUCUCUUCUGUUUGUAUUUUCCCACAUUGAAUUCUCUUCUGUUUGUAUUUUCCCACAUUGAAUUAUCUUCUGUUUGUAUUUUCCCACAUUGAAUUCUCUUCUGUUUGUAUUUUCCCACAUUGAAUUCUCUUCUGUUUGUGAGUAUUUUCCCACAUUGAAUUCUCUUCUGUUUGUAUUUUCCCACAUUGAAUUCUCUUCUGUUUGUAUUUUCCCACAUUGAAUUCUCUUCUGUUUGUGAGUAUUUUCCCACAUUUCAUUCUCUUCUGUUUGUAUUUUCCCACAUUGAAUUCUCUUCUGUUUGUAUUUUCCCACAUUGAAUUCAUGUUAAUGUCUUAUUUUCCCACAUUGAAUUCUCUUCUGUUUGUAUUUUCCCACAUUGAAUUCUCUUCUGUUUGUAUUUUCCCACAUUGAAUUCUCUUCUGUUUGUAUUUUCCCACAUUGAAUUCAUGUUAAUGUCUUAUUUUCCCACAUUGAAUUCUCUUCUGUUUGUAUUUUCCCACAUUGAAUUCUCUUCUGUUUGUAUUUUCCCACAUUGCAUUCAUGUUAAUGUCUUAUUUUCCCACAUUGAAUUCUCUUCUGUUUGUAUUUUCCCACAUUGAAUUCUCUUCUGUUUGUAUUUUCCCACAUUGAAUUCAUGUUAAUGUCUUAUUUUCCCACAUUGAAUUCAUGUUAAUGUGUUAUUUUCCCUUUCAUGUUUCUGGCAUAAUUCCUGAGAAACUUUCAGUAUAUGUUGUGUAUAUAUGUUUUGUAUAUGCUUUUGCCAGUGCAUCAAGUCUUUUUUUUCUUCCUACCCCCAGUUAUGUAUGAAGCUGUCAUACUUGCUUAUUAUGCAAUAAAGCAUUAUUUUCUCUACA